AUAUUUGUAAAAAAAAAAAAAAAAAAGUAAACAAUCUGAAAUCAAUUGUGUUCGUGACAUUUAAUGCUAAGGAGAAGACAGCUUUGAUUGGGAAAGGUUGUAGCUUGAUAGCUACGUUUGCCAUGUUACUUUAAUUUUUAAAUGCAAAAAUAAAUGUCCAGUCUGAUAGUCGGAUGUUGAAGUUGUCAAGCCCAAGGAAAUUGCGUCAGUUUUUCCUCGACAUACUGAUAAAGGCCCCAAUCUAGUAGCCCACUGUGAAGGCUCAGGCUGUCAUAAUGUCGGAGCCCAAGGCACCCACCCCGACUCCGGCUGGAGACACAUACAAAGGAUGGCUAUUCAAAUGGACAAAUUACAUCAAGGGCUACCAGCGACGAUGGUUCGUCUUGAGCAACGGUUUACUAUCCUACUACAGGACCCAGGCGGAGAUGGGCCACACGUGCCGGGGCACCAUCAACCUGGCCACGGCCAACAUCGCGGUGGAGGACUCGUGCAACUUUGUCAUCUCCAACGGCGGGGCACAGACCUACCACCUGAAGGCCAGCUCUGAGGUGGAGCGGCAGCGCUGGAUCACCGCCCUGGAGCUGGCCAAGGCCAAGGCUGUCCGUAAUCAGGCCGAGUCUGAUGACUCUGGUGAUGAGUGUCCGACGUCACCCCCUACCUCGGGACAGGGCGGAGGGGCACGUAACUCUAACUCAGAGGUACAGUCCACACUGCGCACGCUGGGCAGCAAGGUGGAAGACCUGAGCACCUGCAACGACCUCAUCGCCAAGCACGGCUCCGCCCUCCAAAGGUCCCUGUCAGAGCUGGAGGGGGUGCGUCUGGGAGGAGACACUGAUGGCAAGAUCCGGCAGGUGACGGAGAGAGCCACGUUGUUCCGCAUCACCUCCAACGCUAUGAUCAACGCAUGCAGAGACUUCUUAGCGCUGGCCCAGGCCCACAGUAAGCGGUGGCAGAAAGCCCUGCAUUCGGAGCGGGACCAGAGGAUAAGGCUGGAGGAAACAUUGGAGCAGCUUGCCAAGCAGCACAACCACCUGGAGAGGGCCUUCAGAGGGGCCACCGUACUGCCCCUCUCCCAGAGCAACCCUGCCCUGAACAGCAAGAGUUUGGGCUCAGCAAAGGGAGACGCAAGCGACGAGGAUGAUGAAAACGAGUUCUUUGACGCUAUGGAGGACCCGGCAGGGUUCAUCACUGUACCGGCCGACCCCAAGUAUCAUAGGUCAGGAAGUAACAUCAGUGGUCUCAGUGCUGAGACUGGAAUCGAUGACCAAUCGCUUUGUGACGAGCAGUCGUUGGGGUCCAAUCCGGAGUCGCCCCAGUCCCUGGAGGUGGAGCCAGUGAGGAAGAGGCGGACCAAAAUCCCAGACAAGCCCAACUAUUCGCUGAACCUCUGGAGCAUCAUGAAGAACUGCAUUGGCAAAGAGCUCUCCAAGAUCCCCAUGCCUGUGAACUUCAACGAGCCCAUCUCCAUGCUGCAGCGUCUAUCUGAGGACUUGGAGUACUACGAGCUCCUGGACAAGGCGGCUAAAUGCCAGAGCUCUCUGGAGCAGCUGUGCUACGUGGCUGCCUUCACCGUAUCAUCCUACUCCACUACGGUCCACCGUACAGGGAAACCCUUCAACCCCCUACUGGGGGAGACCUACGAACUGGACCGGCUGAGGGAGAGCGGCUACCGUUCACUGUGUGAACAGGUGAGUCACCACCCGCCUGCAGCUGCUCAUCAUGCCAUCUCAGAGAGAGGCUGGACCCUCCGACAGGAGAUCUCCCUCGCCAGCAAGUUCAGGGGAAAAUACCUCUCCAUCAUGCCUCUGGGCUCUAUCCAAUGUGUGUUUGAGAAGAGCAACAAUCACUACUCGUGGAAGAAAGUAACUACAACAGUACACAACAUCAUUGUGGGCAAAUUGUGGAUCGACCAGUCGGGAGAGAUAGACGUGGUGAACCACCGGACCGGCGACUGCUGCCAUCUCAAGUUCGCCCCGUACAGCUACUUCUCCAGAGACGUGGCCAGGAAGGUGACUGGUGUGGUGACCGACAAGGAGGGUAAGGCCCACUAUGUGCUGUCAGGGACGUGGGAUGAGAAGAUGGAGUUCUCCAGGGUGAUGCAGAGCAAUAAGGGAGAGAACGGAACCGAGGGCAAACAGAAGACCGUCUACCAGACGCUCAAAGCCAAGGAGCUCUGGAAGAAGAACCCACUACCCGAGGGAGCGGAGACCAUGUACUACUUCUCGUCGCUGGCGCUGACGCUCAACGAGUCCGAGGAGGGCGUGGCGCCCACCGACAGCCGGCGACGGCCCGACCAGCAGCUGAUGGAGGCGGGCCGGUGGGACGAGGCUAACGCCGAGAAGCAGCGGCUGGAGGAGAAGCAGAGGAGCGUCCGCCGCGAGAGGGAGCGAGAGGCCCAGCGUGCAGCCAACCUGCCCGAGGAGGGGGCAGAAGGGGUGGAGGUAGCGGAGGAUGGCGUCCACCAGGACAACUAUGAGGCGAUGUGGUUCGAGCGGACUGAGGACGUCAUCACGGGAGAGUCCAUGCACGUCUACAAGGGGGGCUACUGGGAGGCGAAGGACCACGGCAACUGGGACAUGUGCCCAGAUAUAUAUUGAGCCCCCCCCAUCAGCGAAUUGUACUAACCCAGGCAUUUGGAACAAGCCACCCUUUUUCCCCCCAAUUGAUGAAGGGACAAACUGGGUAUCGACCCUGUUUAACCCCAACCCUCCCUCUUUCAGGAUAGAUUUUGGGUUGUAAUGCCCCUUACCUUUCCCCUAUCACUCUCUGUGGGGAUGGUGUGUGUAUAGGGGCGGUGAGAUCCUGUAGGACAAUGCAACCAGGCAGGGGGAAAGACCUGCCUUCAUCUUCCGUGUAGGGUCAAGUUGCCCCUAGAUGCUGAUCUGGGGUCAGUUUUGCAUUUCCCCCGCUAAUGUUUAAGGUCAGGAUUGGGGGGGGCCGAGCUGAUCCUAGAUCUGUAGCUAGGGAAAACGUCACCCCCUGAAGCUUCAUCUUCACUACAAUGAUUAGAUAUCUCCCUUUAGAGCCACUGGCUAGACCUCUGUGUCUUCUGUUUCUUCCUUUGCUGCUCUCUUUCUCACCCACUCCAUCUCUUGCUAUGUUAGUCUGUGGAAAAGACUGGGGGCAGAUAGAUUCUAGCGAUUUAACAAUAUCAAACACUAACUCUACCUUGCUCCUCUUCCAAAGGAUAUGGACUAAAUGCAAAUGGACAUGAACAGUUUGUGUGAGAGUAUAUGUCUGUGUGUGUGAAGAGGGGGGUUAUAAUAGCAAUGGGUUGGUGCUUAUGUCUGCUUUGAGGAUGCCAGAUUUUCAAAGCUUCACAAAUGCUGUUUAAGAGGUUUUUUUUGUUUUGAGAGAGAAAGGGGGUGAGCAACAAAUGCAGGAGCCCACGUGUGUGAACCCGGUGACAUCACAUUAGCUCCUCUGCUGUGCCUAUUUGGGCUUGGAGCCUGUUAUCCCUCUCGAAGCAGCGGAAUCUGCUAAAUGAAGGAUGUAUCGUCAUAAAAUACUAUUUAAAAGUUCCUACGUCCUACAUCCCAAAGAUGACUUCCACCUCUUCAACAGCAAAACAAUCUAGCGUAGCCUUUUUUUUAUUAGGGUUAGUGUAUGAAGCAGACUCAACCAUAACAUAUUAGAAUAGUGGCCUAGUAAUUUAGUGUCCAAAAUGGCACCCUAUUCCCUAAAGGGCACUUAUUUUGACCAGGCCCUGGUCAAAAGUAGUGCACUAUAAAUGAAUAGGGAUGCAUCAGUAGAUUACUCGUAAUCUACUCUAGUUGAAGUGUGUGUGCACUAGUACAGAAUGUGAGCUUGUGUGAGGUCCAAAAAUAAGAUAAAUCACAUUUUAUUUUCAAGUGUACUUACAAAAUGUUUUUGAGACCGAGGAAAAAACCGACACAGAACAUUGCUAAUAUGUGUGUAUAUAUAUAUAUCAAAGUAAUAAUAUUGAUUAGUUAGAUCUAAGUAUGGUGAUUUGUAUUUAAGGUCAGAGAACUCCCAUUUGUUUCUGUAAAAAAGAAUGACUGUUUCUCCUAGAACUGGAUUGUCCUCCAUUAAUUGUAACUAGUUUCAUUACUUUUUUCUCCUGCUCCCUGGCCCCGUACACACACGUUGUACAAUACAUUUGAUCCAGUUACACUGCUGUGAAGACACCACAAUAGUUGUAAAAAGAAAAAUAUCAGCAUCAAAACCAUUGUCAGGUGUUGUACAACUAGUUUACUGGACCUGUCUUGAGUUGAUUGUCCAUCAUUGUAUUGUUCAUAUAGUCUUGAGUUCUUUCACUGUCUUUCCAUUCAUCUUCCCUCCAAUUGUUGUAAUUCCCCAUCUUUUUAAGCUCAUUCAUUCUCUUAUGGAUCUUGGUCAGGGCACCGAGUAUAACAGCAUCACGGGGUGAUGUAAUAAAGCCUGACUGGAGAAGUGCA
Messenger RNA from Oncorhynchus kisutch (coho salmon), 4418 nucleotides. RefSeq names its product oxysterol-binding protein 1. The transcript is spliced from 15 exons. Gene Ontology annotation, molecular function: sterol binding. Gene Ontology annotation, cellular component: plasma membrane; perinuclear endoplasmic reticulum; cytosol. The record is from RefSeq and is a predicted model, not a curated record. NCBI's taxonomy places the organism in Eukaryota, Metazoa, Chordata, Actinopteri, Salmoniformes, Salmonidae. The coding region runs from base 276 to 2597 and encodes 773 amino acids.